UUCCUGGGCGCCUGGCUGGCCGGGCUGGUCCUGCGGCCGCGGGUGAGUCUCGUCCGCUCGCGCUGCCCACCGCGGCUCCAGCAGCUCCAGGCGCGGUUCCCCGGCCCGCGCGGCUCCCGGCCCCCCGGCUCGGGCGCCUCCCACCGCAGCGCAGGCUCCCCCGCCGGCCGGGCUCCUGCGCGGCGCGGCUCGGCUCAUGCCCCCGGGCGCGGGGCACACAGGCCGGCCGGCAGCCGCUGGGAAAUAGGCCCCCGGGGGCGGCGGCGGCGGCGGGGCCAUGGCGCGGAGACCCCGGGCGCCGGCCGCCUCCGGGGACGAGUUCUCCUUCGUCAGCCCGCUGGUGAAAUACCUGCUCUUCUUCUUCAACAUGCUCUUCUGGGUGAUUUCCAUGGUGAUGGUGGCUGUGGGUGUCUACGCUCGGCUAAUGAAGCAUGCAGAAGCAGCCCUAGCCUGCCUGGCAGUGGACCCUGCCAUCCUGCUGAUCGUGGUGGGUGUCCUCAUGUUCCUGCUCACCUUCUGUGGCUGCAUUGGGUCCCUCCGCGAGAACAUCUGCCUCCUGCAGACGUUCUCCCUCUGCCUCACCGCUGUGUUCCUGCUGCAGCUGGCCGCUGGGAUCCUGGGCUUCGUCUUCUCAGACAAGGCUCGAGGGAAAGUGAGUGAGAUCAUCAACAAUGCCAUUGUGCACUACCGAGAUGACUUGGAUCUGCAGAACCUCAUUGAUUUUGGCCAGAAAAAGUUUAGCUGCUGUGGAGGGAUUUCCUACAAGGACUGGUCUCAGAACAUGUAUUUCAACUGCUCAGAAGACAACCCCAGUCGAGAGCGCUGCUCUGUGCCUUACUCCUGUUGCUUGCCUACUCCUGACCAGGCAGUGAUCAACACUAUGUGUGGCCAAGGUAUGCAGGCCUUUGACUACUUGGAAGCUAGCAAAGUCAUCUACACCAAUGGCUGUAUUGACAAGUUGGUCAACUGGAUACACAGCAACCUAUUCUUACUUGGUGGUGUGGCUCUAGGCCUGGCCAUCCCCCAGCUGGUGGGAAUUCUGCUGUCCCAGAUCCUAGUGAAUCAGAUCAAAGAUCAGAUCAAGCUACAGCUCUACAACCAGCAGCACCGGGCUGACCCAUGGUACUGAGAAUCCAUCCUGCACCUCCUCACCAUGGAAACUGGCAAGCCUCAUAAACGAACAGCAGUGGGUGCUGAGAACAGCACCAAAUGGAGAUUUGGAUUCCAGCCCCCCAGUGACAGCCCAGUGGGAAGAAGCAAACUCCAGAUGGGCAGAAGGCAGGGUGCACAGGUGGCUCCAGUCUCAGGAGGAUGCGCCUCCUCUCCCCCAUCCCAGCCCUCAGCAUUGUGCCAGAGUGAUACCCUUAAGUGUUUGGGUUUAUGUUUUCAGUUUUGUUUGGGAAACAGCAGUUGCACAGAGAGUUGGGGGGUACUGCUGCUGCCUUUUCACCGAGGCACUGCCACCACCAGCUCUACCAGGGAUGCUUCUGAGCUUGGCGGACAUACUUAGAUCCUAACGUGCCAGUGAGACCUGGCUGUGGAGAGUACCACUGGCAGCCCUGCCUGGACUCCACUUGGCAUGAUACCAGCUCCAGAAGGGAAGGGAGUGGAGCAGGCAGUGAGGAGCGAGCCUGGGGGUCGGCUGGGGACAGCCGUAUGUGCUAGGUAGGAGUGGAGGGAGAUAUGUUUACCAAAUGCCUGUCCUGCCAUCCUCCCAGGUAGUCAGAGUGAGCUACAUCCUGCCCCGCCUUCAUUUCCAUGGAAACAUGGCAGCUAGGACACGGGGUACAACAGCAGCCAAAUUCUUCCCCACCUCCCUUACUUCGAAAAAAAGUUUGGAACCCUGGUCCCUAUACUCUGCAGUCAGAAGUGGGACUGAGCCAUACAUGCCCUUGAAUUCCUCCCUGUCUGGCCCUCCCUCUCCAGCAAGCAGGGUUUUCUUUAACUUGGCAGUGUGCAGAGGAGAAGUGGUAACACCCCCACCCCAUUCCCCUGCAUCGGAGCUCAGUAUUCCUACAGGGUAAGAGGUAGGAAUCUUGCUGGGACGAGGGGAGCCAGAAGUGGCAAUAAAAGCGUGUUGACCUGG
Gorilla gorilla gorilla (western lowland gorilla) is the source of this 2086-nucleotide messenger RNA. RefSeq names its product tetraspanin 33 (gene TSPAN33). NCBI's taxonomy places the organism in Eukaryota, Metazoa, Chordata, Mammalia, Primates, Hominidae. The transcript has 8 exons. The coding region runs from base 278 to 1129 and encodes 283 amino acids. Gene Ontology annotation, cellular component: plasma membrane. The record is from RefSeq and is a predicted model, not a curated record.